Messenger RNA from Heteronotia binoei (common prickly gecko), 2682 nucleotides. It is a transcript of the gene EXOC3L2, whose product is annotated as exocyst complex component 3 like 2. The record is from RefSeq and is a predicted model, not a curated record. Bases 4 to 2619 code for a protein of 871 amino acids. NCBI's taxonomy places the organism in Eukaryota, Metazoa, Chordata, Lepidosauria, Squamata, Gekkonidae. Gene Ontology annotation, biological process: exocytosis; exocyst localization. The transcript is spliced from 11 exons. Gene Ontology annotation, cellular component: exocyst. Gene Ontology annotation, molecular function: SNARE binding.
GCCAUGCCGGUCCUUAAGAACCCCUACAAUCUCAAAAUGGCCGGCCGGGAAGAGGGCAGCAGUGGGACGCUGAUCCUGGACCAAGAGAGCCGGGGCACCAACCCCUUUGAGGAAGACCUUGAGGAGAACGAGAGAGACCCCUUCCUUGGGGACGCGCCCACCGAGAACGCAAACCCCUCUCCAGAAGGCAGGAGCGACUUUCCCAGGAACCUGUUCAGCAACAGCCCCGAAGGAGCCUACAGACGUCGCGCCACCCUGGAGAAGGUGGUGGGCUUAUCCUCUUUCCUGAUGGGCAAAGGCAAGAAGAGCCCCAGCCGGGACAAGACCCCGAAUGGGGAGAAAGGUCCCAAGAGGCGGUCGCUGCUGGGCCGCAUGAUGUUCCCCCUGCUGGAGGGCAACCAGGGGCAAACAACCCCGGAGAAGGAGAAGAUGCGUCGCAGCUCCGAGGACUUCAGCCUCCUGCAGCGCUUCAACGGGCGCCGCAAAGAGAGCCCGUACGGCUGGGACUGCGGUCUGGCCGAGAAGGAGAACGGCGGGGGGGACACCAUCAAGCGCAUGUCCUUCCUCAAGAUGGGGCUGGGGGGGAAGGUGCGCAGGGCUUCCUUGGUGGAGAAGCUCAACCAGACCGAGGCGCUGGAGACGCCGCCGGUUGCCGAGGAAACAGAGCCGCUCAAGGCCAAAGAACCUCUCUCAGUUUUGGAGAUCCUGAACCUCAUCCAUCAGAGGGAUCUCUUGACCGCCGACGAACACAUCAUCGAGCUGGAAGCGGAGUGUGAGCAGGACGGCCAGCAGAGCCCGGAGAACGGCGAGAUGCGGAAGGACGGGAGCCGGAAAGCCAAGGACGUGGCUCUGCUCUACGAGGCCCUGCUGAAGGAGCUGUGGGCAGUCCUGGCCGAGGCGCUGGCGGCCAAGAGCACCCACCCCAAGCUCGAGCUGAUGGUACGAGUGAUCGAGCAGGAGGAAGAGACGGACCGCAGGUGGCUGGAGGCCAAGGGGGGCACUGCGGAAGGAUCCGGGGCCCGGCCCCGAGGCAUGAAGAAGCAGUGGGUGGAAGCAGUGAAGACGCUGGUGGGCCAGAGGUUGUGCCAGUGCGCGGAAGGCAGGACCAGCCCCAUCCCCACGCUGAUGGACAGGCUAGCCAAGUGCGCCUGGGAGGACUUGUGCGCCGUGAAGUUCCACCUGCUGCACGCUUACCCAAAGGACUACGAGGCCUUCAGCAUCUACCUGUGCAGUUACCACCAGGGCCUGGCCCAGCGCUUGGCUGAGGUGGUCCAGAAGAGCCUGACCAUCUCUGACCUGUACUUCGUCUUGGACUGGAAUAGCAACAUCUACCACAGAGAGGUGCUGGGGCGAAGUGAGAUUGCCCCCCUGGUCAAGAAAGUCCAGGAGCUGGGCCCGCUGCUGCCCUCCGAGACCCAGCUCAGCCUGGAAGAGAACUGCAUCGAAGCCGUCAAGGCGAAGAUCGUGGCGGACCUGAGCCGAGAGCUGCAGCAGGAGGAGGAGAAGUGGGGCCAGAAGGAGGCCGACGAGUCCCAGAUCUGUCUCUCCAGCAAAAUCAUCCCGGUGUUAAGGACUCACACAGACAAAGCCCCCCAGAUCACGGUGGAUUUCGGGAGGAGAAUGGUGCUGUGCUGUCUGGCCUGCCUGGCGGAAUUCCUGCAAAGUUUCCAGAGGAAGGUGGAGAAGUUCCACGAGGGGCAAGCAGACGGCACCUUAACGGCGGACAGCUAUGUCAGCCGGACCAUCGCGCUUGUCAAUUGCUGUCCACCCUUCCGGAAAUACGUCAGGGACUUGGCGAGAUGCGGUCACCCGGAGAGUGAGAUAGCAGAGGGCCAGGCCAACGCCUCUCUGGACAGGGUGACACGGCUCUGCAAUCGGGUGCUCGCCAGCCAGCUCUUCCAAAACCUGAAGCCCUACUUCCACAAACUGAUGAAGAGGAAAUGGCUGAACAACUCUGAGGCCUUCUCUACCAUCAUGACCCUUCUCUCCGACCACGCCCAGAAGCUGAAGAAGAUGAAGCCGGAGCCGUACGAGAUGUUGGUGAAAGACUUGCACCACGGGGUCCUCCUCGAAUAUGUCCGCCCCCUGAUGCGAGUUCGGGUCAUCUGCACGUCCUCGAAGAUGAGAUCCAAAAUGGCUGCCAAGCUACGCAGUGAGGCCCGGCAGCUCCAGGAAUUCUUCGCCCAGCUGAGAUCCACCUCCUUCUGGCUGGACGCCGCCGUGCCACACCUGGCCGAGAUGAUCGAGCUGGAAGACAUGCCGGCCAUCCAGAUGGAAGUGGGGUUCCUCGCAAAGGACUUCCCAGACGUGCAGAAGAAGCACAUGUCGGCUAUCCUGGACGUGCGGGGCCUGCGGAACCAAGUCCAGCGCCAGUCCAUUCUGGCUGUGAUGGAGAGCCUGGAGCAGACGGAGGACGAGGACUCCCCUUGCCAGGACCGGGUCUUCUUCUCCAGGAUCCCCACCAGUGAAGUCUCCUGCGUCCGCGUCAAGCUGCAGCACCUUUCACAUGUGGGGCACUCCUGCCUCUCUCGGCUGCGCUGGAGGCCCAGGCAAGGGCAACGGCGGCGGCGGCAGCAGCAGCAGCGAGCCAGAGAGAAUGAGGCCGAAUCACAGGUGUGAGGACCUCCGGCCCACCUGCACCUGGUCUUCCAAGCAACCUCCGGGGCUGCUGGGCAGGUGUCC